UUUGAAAACAAUUUCACGCGAAAUGUCAGCAAGAAGAACACCGACCGCGGAAGAGGUUGCCGAAUUUGCAUCACCAGCAGUUGAGGAGUCUGAAACAGAUAAAUUGCUAAGAAAGAGUCGAGAUCAGCCGUUCGUUCCAUUAGGAAUCCUUGGUACAAUUGGUGCACUUGCAUAUGGUGCAUAUGCUUACAAGAACCGAGGACCAAUGAGCACAAGUCGUUACCUCAUGAGACUCCGAGUAAUAGCACAAUCAAUGGUUGUUGGAGCAAUAAUGGUUGGAGUUGGUUACACGGCUAUAAAAGAGAAGCGGGAAAAGAAUAAAUAAAUAAUAAAUUAAUAAGUAAAAAUCAGUUGUUGGGACUGUAUAAUAUAUCAUUUUCAUGUUUUAAAUUGUAAAUAGGAUAUAUGAGAUUAUGUCUAAAUUAUCCUCAUUAGGUAAUAUUGUAUAUUUAUUCAAACAAAAAAAGUCAUUCGAACAAUUUUGGUUAGAAAAUUGUAAAAUUCCUAAAGCAAAGCCAGAAUUGUUUGUAUCUUAACAUUGAUAGUAUGAAUACCAUUCUACCUAGACUGAAUAGUCUGUGGUAACCUAAUGGCCAGGCAUUAUGAAUAGAUGCAAUUGUAGUUGUUAGAAAAUGCUUUAGAGUAGUUGUCCUUUGAUUUUCUUACAUGAUCAUAUAGUUAGAAAAUCAAUUGCAUUAUAUGUGGUUAACCUUAAUAAUACAUCAGAAAUCAUCACUUUUAUUACAGUUCACCUAUCUAUUAAUAUUUGGUUUCUUGUCCUAUCAAUUACUUAUAUUUGUUGGGAAUACAGCUUUAUACUAUUUGGCUGUAUGUAAAAUAUAGUAGCAAUACGUACAUACAGAAACUCCUAUCCCUAUUCUGCAGGUGAAAUAUAAAUUAUACCUUG
Messenger RNA from Dendronephthya gigantea, 907 nucleotides. Its product is annotated as HIG1 domain family member 1A, mitochondrial-like. NCBI's taxonomy places the organism in Eukaryota, Metazoa, Cnidaria, Anthozoa, Malacalcyonacea, Nephtheidae. Bases 23 to 325 code for a protein of 100 amino acids. The transcript is spliced from 2 exons. The record is from RefSeq and is a predicted model, not a curated record. Gene Ontology annotation, biological process: mitochondrial respirasome assembly. Gene Ontology annotation, cellular component: mitochondrion.